UUGUUGCGUGUCAUUGUGUGGCGGUAUAGUGUAAAGCUCUGUGGGGUUUUGUAUUUCAGUGCAUCUGAGGGAAGUUACAGUCUUCAUAAACACAAACCUGAGUCUCCCUCCUUUAAUACAGGAGGAGGAGUGCUGCCAGGAUAUAAAGCUGAACAUAACACUGACUCCAUUUUUCACUCACUUCCACUGAGACUCAAAAGGCAGAAACAGCUGUGAAACAUGAAAGGAAAAGGUGUUGUGCUGUUCUGUGUGUUGCCGCUGGUGCUGGUACUGGGCCAGGAAAAGUCCUUCAGCUGGGAUGGACCAGGACAAACCCUUGCUCCAGAUCCCAUCAACCCAUGCCUGACUGACCAGAACUCAUGUGGUUGUUGUGUGAUGCAGAAGAAAAAAUGGGAGUUAGAGCAAUAUUUAAACUCUAGUAUUAAUACAUUGGAGGAUUUGCUGGCCAAAGCACAAAACACACUGAGAAACAUCAGAGACAAUCGAGUGGCAUUUUCUGUGGGUCUAACUGACAGGAGACGUUGCAUUGGUCCGUUAAGAACAGCGACAAAUCUGGUCUAUCAAAGCAUCUUUAUCAACAUUGGAGAGGCCUAUAACUCAUCCACCGGUGUGUUCACGGUUCCACAGUCAGGCGUGUAUAACCUGGCAUUUACUGUUUUCAGCGACGCAGGCUCACCAGGCGCAUUGCUGGCUGUUUGUGCCAGUAUCAGGAAGAAUGGUGUGGCUCUAGCUGCGCUUAGGGAGAUUUAUGGACAAGACCAGGAGGACCAGGCCACUGCCGUCCUGCUUGCGCAGCUUAGCGCAGGGGACAAUAUUACCAUCAGUCUCCAGGCUGGCUGCUGGAUCUGUGAUGAUCAGAAUCACUAUAACACAUUUAGUGGUUUUCUGUUGUAUGCUACAGAGUGAAGCACACACACACACACACACACACAGAGACUUUAAAAUGAUAUUAGUGAGGAGAUAGAUGCAGUGGUUUUCAUACAAAGAUCAUAAAUUCUAAACCUAAAUAUCACACAAAACUUUUAACAUCAUUAGAUUUGAAGCAAAAUUUGAUUUGGUAAAUGUAUCAGCAUUUCAAUUAGUGAAGACCACUUUAAAUGAAGUUGGUUUUCAACAGGUUUUCCUAUACUUUGUUUUUAAAUAUUUGACAGUGAACCAUGUAAACAAACCUAGACACAAACACAUACUGAUUGUGAAAUAAUAGAAUGUUGCAAAAGGUACAGAUUUUGAACUAACAAUAAUAAAAUGUUGACAUUAAAAACUAAA
This is a messenger RNA of Cyprinus carpio (common carp), 1266 nucleotides long. RefSeq names its product complement C1q-like protein 4. Gene Ontology annotation, molecular function: protein binding. The record is from RefSeq and is a predicted model, not a curated record. NCBI's taxonomy places the organism in Eukaryota, Metazoa, Chordata, Actinopteri, Cypriniformes, Cyprinidae.